Epinephelus fuscoguttatus (brown-marbled grouper) is the source of this 2725-nucleotide messenger RNA. RefSeq names its product guanylate cyclase activator 1A (gene guca1aa). The record is from RefSeq and is a predicted model, not a curated record. Lineage: Eukaryota; Metazoa; Chordata; Actinopteri; Perciformes; Serranidae. The transcript is spliced from 4 exons. The coding region runs from base 1466 to 2035 and encodes 189 amino acids. Gene Ontology annotation, molecular function: calcium sensitive guanylate cyclase activator activity; calcium ion binding.
UUAUUGUCAAAGAACAUGGAGGAACGAAAUUUGUCACCCAGGUCCGGCAGCGUACAGAAUAAAUAACAAAGAGACAGACCCAUAAUAAAGGGAAGGACGACAGACUUAAACCAGAGAGUUCAUGAGCCCCUGGGACGAAGCUACACUUUAGCCUUGUUUGUGCUUUGAGGCUGCGCAGCCUUCUGCCUGAGGGGAGGGAGGUGAACAGGUAGUGUGCCGGUUGGGCGGAGUCCUUCAUGACACAUGACGCUCUGCUUCUGCACCUGCUGACCAAAAAGUCCUCCAAGAAAGGGAGGCAGAUUUAACCACAUGUUGCAGCGCCUUCCUGUCAGCCGCAGAGCAGUUCCCGUACCAAACAGUGAUGGACGCCUUCCUCAUGAUGCUGGCUGCGUUGGUGAGCAACGUGAGGUCGUUAUACGCCAGUCGCCAGUAGCUGGGAAGCCGCUGCACUGCUGCGUGGCGCCUUCUUUUGCCUCAGGAAAACCCUUCUUUUUGCAUUUUCUUUGCAUCUCUUUUUGGUCAUAUUGAGUCUCUCCCUGGUCAGUACAAGUUCAUUUGAGUGACAUUUUGCCGGUGAGGGCCAGGGGGGGCCCCUUAGACUUUGGGCCCCUGGACCUCUGCCCUGUAGGCCUGUUUGACACACUGUAAUUUGAGGCUUUCACCAAUGUUAGCUACAUGAAUGUGACCUUGUAGCCACAGCUGUGAGCCUUUACUCCAGUUAGCAGAAGGCUAAACUCUUAGCAACAUUUUCCCUCCAUCUCUAAAAAGCUUUGCUGAUAGUGAUGUGUUUUAUUUUGCUUAUUGUCAGGACUUUUUGAUGAGUUCAUCUUCCAUUCCAGCCAAUAGGAACGCCUGUCUUCAGACUGCUGGAGGAAGCUGGAGUACCCACACUGACAUCCGGCAUGGCGAAUUCAAACCCAGAACCCUCUUGCUUAGAUACAAUAACGCCAACCACUGCACCACCGUCCGAAAGAAUGCGUCUACAGUAAGCUGCCUGUCUGAGCUGUGAUGAUGGAUCUGCUGAGGGUGGUGUGUUUUGUUGUGUGCACAGUCUUCAUCAACAGCUGCACCACUCACACUUGAGUCAUCAGUUCAGAUGCAUGACUGUGGAGGUCGAACACACAUGACGGAUGAGAGCUGCAUUGUGUCCGUCAGCACUUCUCGUGGUAAAUAUGUCCUUUCACGUGGCGAUUAUGCUGAUCAUCUGCAUGUUCCCCUGGAUUACAGCCAGUGAUUAAACCCAAGGAGGGCACAGAGGGGCGUGCACCGCCGUCUGAUCCCCAAACACAGGCAGCUACAAAAGGCCCCUGCCUGCCGCUCCUCUCACCCUAAGUCCCGUUGUUGUGUGACUGUGAAGAGGGAUAACCUCCGCUUCACAGUAGACCAAUUGGGCUGAGAGGUUUGCUGAGCGGCUGCAGAGAGGCUCCAGCUAUCUAACGUCUACACACUCAGGUGUCAGGAAGACAUGGGUAACUCAACAGGAAGCACCGUGGACGACCUGCAGGCGGUGGAGAUGCACCUGUGGUACAAGAAGUUCAUGACGGAGUGCCCUUCAGGUCAGCUCACCCUGCACGAGUUCAAGCAGUUCUUCGGGCUGCGAGGGCUGGACCCCGAGGCCAACGCCUACAUAGAGCAGAUGUUCCGCACCUUUGAUAUGAACAAGGACGGCUACAUAGACUUCAUGGAGUAUGUGGCUGCUCUCAGUCUGGUGAUGAGAGGAAAGAUGGAGCACAAGCUGCGCUGGUAUUUCAAGCUUUAUGAUGUGGAUGGCAACGGCUGCAUUGACCGACAUGAGCUCCUCAACAUCAUAAAGGCCAUCCGUGCAAUCAAUGGGAGUGAGAACCAGGAGGGAUCUGCUGAGGAUUUCACCAACCGUGUGUUUGACAGGAUUGAUAUAAACGGAGACGGCGAGCUGUCCUUGGAGGAAUUCGUGGAAGGCGCUCGCAGUGAUGAAGAUUUCAUGGAGGUGAUGAUGAAGAGUCUGGAUCUCUCCCACAUCGUGGCGAUGAUCCACAACAGGAGGCACAGCGUUUAGGAUCUGCCCGUCCACACUACCUCAUCCUCAUUCAUGAUUGAACCCGAGAGCCUCGGUACACGGCCUCCGGCAAAAACGUCAUUUAUAGACUGAGAUUUCUAUUAAGAUUGAAUCCAGCUGAAUAUAAAUGCCAGUGUACUGCAAACACUGACAUGUCUUGUUUUUAAUCUCUCAAAGAGCGACACAUACGCACUUUAAAUGCAUCUGGAUGACUCAGUCAACCUUUGCAAACUGGUCAUUGUCCUUGUUUAUCGAUGCACAGCUCUCCCAAGGCCACCUUGGCACGAGGGAUGAUCUCUCAGACGGUCCACAGAUACCCCGCGGGAUAAAAGAGAGAGAUAGUGGAGCAGAGUGGCAAUUAUAUGCACUCAAUGCUCCCCAAAUGUUUUUUUCUCUGGGUCUGAGCUGCUCUGCAUCCAAAUACUUCAAUCUGUUUUUACCCAUUCUUGCCUGUGGGGUUUACAGGACGAAGCUCUGACUCUGCACUGUGCUCAGCAUCCAUGAUAAUUUGAUUAAGUCAGAGGCUGUAAAAUACAGGAGCAGGUGAAAGUGUCUGAAGACAUUUAGCAGUGUGCAGAUUCUCAAAUGUUUACCUUUUGUAAAUAAUGUUCAUAACCUUUUUUUUUAAAUGUUUAAAAUAAGUUGAAGCAGAAAGCAAAACACUGGCUGGUGGUGUGUGGGUGUUUCAUU